Molecule: messenger RNA, 4591 nt
Organism: Mytilus californianus (California mussel)
Lineage: Eukaryota; Metazoa; Mollusca; Bivalvia; Mytilida; Mytilidae
Exons: 10
Coding region: 14-3643 (1209 amino acids)
Molecular function (GO): zinc ion binding; GTP binding; protein binding
Source: RefSeq, a predicted model, not a curated record
AGACAAUAAGAAAAUGGAAGAAGUACAUUCAAAUCCUUCAAAUGCAGAAACUUCUACAGAAACUGACUUGGACGAUGUAAAACAAUACUGUGAACCCUGCUCUACGAGAAAUAUAGAAUCUGUUGCGAUUCAGUAUUGUCAAGAUUGCGAUGAAAAAUUUUGUGACACGUGUACUGCAAGUCACCAAACACAAAAGGCUACAAAAGGGCAUACUAUUGUUGACAUAAAACAUGUACAGUUCGAUAGUCCAAAGAAGGAAUGUGAGCCAUGCUCGUACAGUAGUAAAUCUACGCCUGCAACCUGUGUAUGUCAGAAUUGUGAAGAAUUUCUUUGUGGGCAAUGCAAGACAUACCAUCUGUCACAGAAACAGAAUAAAAACCACAAUAUGAUUUCUAUAUUAGAAGAGGUGUUGUGCGAGCCUUGCAAAAGUUGUGACAAAAGAGUACAAGCUUCUGGAUACUGUCUACAUUGUGAAUAUCCGGAGCCUUUGUGUCAUUCCUGUGUAGAACAGCAUACAGCAAUGAAGUUAACAAGAGAUCACGAGUUGUCCUUUGAUAUAGCCAAUUUUAUCUUAAGAUACAAAGGCAAAGAAGAAAUGGAAGCAGAUCCGGCCUCUUCAAAGAGCCAGCGUACAUGUGAGCCUUGCACUUACCGCAAUAAAAGCGUUCUUGCAGCACACUACUGCAGAGAAUGUGAGGAAUUCAUGUGUGAUUCUUGCAUAUCCCAACAUAGGUCAAUGAAGAAUUUUUCAAAGCACGAUAUAAUAGACGUUAACAACAUUUCAACUUCUGUGGAUAUGUGCGAGCCAUGUAAAUAUGACAAGAAGGAAACACAGGCGACACAUAAAUGCGAAGAGUGUGAUGAGUAUUUAUGUGGAGAAUGUAAGACGGUUCAUCUAUCACAGAAAGUGAAUAGAAAUCAUCCUCUUAAACAACUGUCUUCAUCCAUUUCAUGUGACAAUUGUUCUGCUAAUGGUUGUGAUGUCAUGGCUAUUGUUUACUGCAAGGAUUGCGACAGUCCCCUCUGUGAUUCCUGUGCUGAAUGUCACAGCGCAAUGAAAAGAACGAGAGGUCACAUGUUAUCAAAAGACUUGACUACCGUUAUUUUAAGCUUACAGAACAAAGGAAACAAAGCAAGACCUAUCUCUGCGACAAACGAAGCUGACAGUUAUACAGGAGCAAGACCAGAGACAGGACCUUAUCACUCGGGUGCCCAAAAUGCACAAAUUAAUAAAGACAUUCCUGUAUGCGAACCCUGUAGCAUCGAGGACAGCACAGUAAAUGCAUUAUACUUUUGUGAGGAAUGCGAUGAAAAUUUAUGCGAGGAAUGUUUCAACUUUCAUCAGGCACAAACAGAAAACUAUCAACAUAAAGUUACUGGCAUAUCAAGAAACACAGUUUUCUGUAAACCAUGCCACUCCCUUAAACGGGAGUCCGAAGCUACAUCAUUCUGUAUUGACUGUCAGGUUCCAGAUCCUCUUUGUGAAGCUUGUGCCCAAAAACAUACAAAAAUGAAGAGAACAAAAUCUCACAGGAUAUCUUCAGAUAUUUGCCAGCUUCAUUCAAGAUUUCCCAACAAUGAAUAUGCCAUGCAGAAGCAAGGCCUUACAGACGAAUGUUUGACUCAAGAACUAAAACAACUAAAGGACCCAACAAAUGAGGAAUUGGGAAAGCCAUACUCAUCAGAAAGCAAAUCAGAUAGUACAUUGCUACAGUGGCGAGCAGAGCGAGAGCUGACAGAAAACGAGGUUUAUCAAAUUAUUUUUAAGGAGCAUCCAAAUGGUAAAUGGAGGCCAUAUGUGUCAAAAGAAAGAUGUAGCAAGCCAAGAUUUCCAAUAACUGGGCUCAAGGCAAAUACAUCGUACAUUUUUAAAGUAAAAAUAAUUGACGAUAGUACUGGGAAGGAUGGUCAAUUCACUGUAGAAAGUGACCCUAUUAUAACACGGGAGUCGCCAGCACUAGGUGUUUUGCAGAGGGCAGAACAAAUUGAAAUUGGUCCACCAACAGUUUACCAAUUGCCAAUAAAAGAAAAUAUUUCUGCCAGGAACGAGAAGGCAAAGACCAGAAAGUUUUUUCUAGGUAAAGAAGGUAUAGACGCGAUAGAACGCACUGUUAUGAUAGUUGGCGCCACUGGUUCCGGGAAGAGUACCUUAAUUAACGGAAUGGCUAACUAUAUAAUGGGAGUGACAUGGGAAGAUCCAUUUAGAUUCACACUUAUUAACUUGGAGGCAUGUGAAAAGGCAAGAGAGAAUGAUCAGGCACAUUCACAGACCGAGUGGGUGACAUGUUAUACUAUUCACAAUGAUGUAUCGGAUAGAGUAAACUAUACCAUCAACUUAAUAGACACGCCUGGAUUUGGUGACACCAGAGGCUUAGACCAAGAUGCAAAAAUAGUAGAACAAAUUAGAGAAUUAUUUAAUUCCAAAGGAGAACGGGGAGUGGCAACUCUUGAUGCUGUUUGUUUUAUACUCAAAGCGCCUGAUGCACGAUUAUCAACAACUCAGAAAUAUAUUUUUGAAGCCAUCUUGUCGUUAUUUGGAAAUGAUAUCAAAGAUAAUAUAUGUACCCUUAUCACCUUUGCUGAUGGCCAACGACCCCCAGUUUUAGCCGGAAUACAAGCAAUUGAAGGAAUUCCCCUUCCAUAUGAUACUUAUUUUACUUUUAAUAAUUCAGCUCUUUUCGUUGAUAAUACAAUGAAUACACCAAGCAACCUUUCUCCUUUCUUCUGGGACAUGGGAAUCAAAAGCUGUCAAACGUUCUUCGGUCAUCUAACCACCCUACAAACAAAAAGUCUUUCUCUUACUACUGAGGUAUUGAGGAAGAGGCAGAAAGUUGAAAACACGGUAAUUCAUUUACAACAGGAAAUAGAGGUGGGACUAUCACAAAUCAAUGUGCUGGAAAAAGAAGUGGCAAUUUUUUCGCAGAACGAGCAAGCAAUACUUCAGAAUAAAAAAUUUGAAUACGUAGUUGACGAAGAUUUUCAGGAAAAAAUUGAUUUAACAGGAAAAGGGCAAUAUACAACCAACUGCCUUACAUGUAACUAUACAUGUCAUGAGAAAUGUGCGUUCGCAAAUGAUAGUGAGAAGGUAAAGUGCUGUGCUAUGAACAGAGAAGGAUCAUGCACCCAGUGUCCAAAUGGUUGUGACUGGAAGCUGCAUCAUAACACACCAUAUAUUAUCAAAUGGUCAAAACGCAAAGUGAAGAAGAGAUAUGAUGAUAUGAAAAAGAAAUAUGAAGAGGCCACUCAGAAAACAUUAACGCAGGAACAAGUCUUAGAGCAAAUGAGCCAAGAUAUAAGUAGACAAGAGGAAGCAAUCCAGGUUAUGAUGGAAGUCAUUUCAAAACUAAACAAUAGGCUAAAAGAAAUUGCUCUCCGUCCUGAUCCUCUCAGCACAGUUCAGUAUAUAGAAUUGAUGAUUGCCAGUGAAAAAAGAGAAAAGAAGAGUGGAUUUGAAGGCAGAAUUGAUGCUUUGGAGAAAUGUAAAAAACGUGCUACUUAUGGAAAAUCAGUUAAGAUAUUCCAAGAUCGUGUCCGUAAUACUAGGCAAUCAAUGGCAGCCGGUGACGUUGCAGAUGAAAUACUAAAAGAUGAAAAAUCGGUUCUUUGUAGAAUAAAAGGAUUUUUUGGCAUUGGUAAAAAAUGAAUGAAAGCUAACAGAGAACUUUGUUUACCUGAUAUACUGUAGAUUUAUUUAAAACACUUUAAAUUCCUAGCUGAUGAAAUCAUAAGCUUAUCUUUAGCAAGUUUAUCUAUACAAGAUUGAACUUUGAUGUUUUACUCUAUAUGUUUUACAGUGUUUUUCUGUGUUUUAUAUUGUGAAUAAUUUAUUGUCAUAUUUUGUCCUAACCAUUUAGGAAAAACAGAAUAUGCGAGUAGGUCUUUAAAGGGUCAUAUAAAAUUUAUUGUUAUGACGAGGCAUUUUUUUUUAAUUACAGUUAGGAAAUUAUAAAUAAUUCUUGUUGUGUCAGAAAAAAGUAUUCAAUAGCGGCGCCAUGGUUUGUUUUAAAUAUUUUGUAGUUUUAUUUAGAAUUGUUUUCUAGUGAGGAUAGUUUAGUCUGCUUCAAAUAUUUUUUAAAUUUUUUCCCCAAUUUCAUUCCCUGUAUUUUCAAAAGUUCACUUUGCUUUCCUUCGUAUAUUUUUAAUUUUUCAGAUUUACUUUUUUACAAAUUUUAAAAUUCUACAUGGAUUUAUAAUGAAGUGUAAAGAUUUAGUUCACGGUAAUAAAAAGUUGACGAUGUUCAGCUACAUUGUUAUUUGAUCUUCAUUCGAAGUAUGAAUGUCUUUGCUUAAGGCCAUUUGCAGAAUAUCAUUUAUAAGUUUAUUUUAUUUUUAGAAUUAAAAGACACCGAAUGAAGGUCAAAUGCGAUAUAAAAAGUCAUUGAUAAAAUUACAUCAAAUAUUUUUUGUGUAAAAUUCUUUACAUCUUUUAAAGGUUUCAUGGUCAACCAGCUUUGGUUUAAUUUGUAGUUGUGUGUACUUGUUUCCAAAUUUUAUUAAUAUAAAUGAAUAUUGUGCUUAAAGAGAUAGAUUUCAAAACGUUUGGUUAUUGGACAUUAAUAUGUGUGUUCCUGCUUAUGUAUUCUUUUUUCAU